UUUGCAGGGAAGUGGCAUUUCACAGCCACUGUUUCCAACUGCUCCGUGUUCCUGAAGAUGAAGGACGGGAUGAAGUCACCCACCGCCACCAUCAGCUUCACGCCGGAGGGGGACCUGGCUAUGAAGCUUGCCUGGCCCCUGCCGGACAGAUGCCAGAGGUUGGAGCUGCUGUUCCAGCAGAGCGGUCAGGCAGGACACUACAUGGCAGCACAAGAGAAGAGAGACCUGCAUGUGAUGGAGACAGACUACAGCCACUACGCCAUUGUGCAUGAGACCCAGCACAGCGAGCAGCAGCCCAGCAUCGCGCUGCAGCUCCUCACGAGGAAGCAGGACGUGAGCCCCUGCCUCCUGCAGAAGUUUGAAGAGUUCAUCCCCGUCAUGGGGCUGACGAAGGCCAUGCUGGCUGUGCUGCCCAAGUCGGGUGAGUGCUAG
Messenger RNA from Nestor notabilis (Kea), 432 nucleotides. Its product is annotated as lipocalin-15-like. NCBI's taxonomy places the organism in Eukaryota, Metazoa, Chordata, Aves, Psittaciformes, Psittacidae. Gene Ontology annotation, molecular function: small molecule binding. The transcript is spliced from 4 exons. The record is from RefSeq and is a predicted model, not a curated record. The annotation marks the transcript as partial.